Thamnophis sirtalis is the source of this 505-nucleotide messenger RNA. The record is from RefSeq and is a predicted model, not a curated record. NCBI's taxonomy places the organism in Eukaryota, Metazoa, Chordata, Lepidosauria, Squamata, Natricidae.
AGAGCCGCUGCGGAGGGGAGGCGGCGAAGAGGGGCUUUCCGCCCGUCCGCCCGCUGUUGGGAGAGCCGCCCGCCGCGGCAAACCUCCGACGACGCGCUCCGGAGAGAGAAGCCAGGAUCCCGAGUGCCAAAACCCCAAGCCCGGACCGGCGCUAAGCUUGGCGGCGGCGGCGGCGGCUGCAGCAGCAGCUGCUUGCGCGGCUGGCUGGAGCUGGCUGGCUGGCUGGCGGAGCUCUGCCAGCAGCUUCCGGCCAUGUCGUAUCCUCAGGGUUACUUGUACCAGCCGUCCGCGUCCUUGGCCCUCUACUCCUGCCCUGCCUACAGCACCAGCGUGAUCUCCGGCCCGCGGACGGAUGAACUGGGCAGAUCGUCGUCCGGCUCGGCUUUUUCCCCUUACGCCGGCUCCACCGCCUUCAGCGCUCCUUCGCCCGGCUAUAACUCGCACCUCCAGUACGGCACAGACCCGGCGGCGGCGGCGGCCGCGGCUGCCUUCUCUUCCUACGUGG